CUCGGCAGCGCCGGGCCGCGGCCGGGGGCCGCCUGAGCGCGGUCCGCCGGGAGAGGCCGCGGAGCAGCCCCCGCCGCGGGGCCCAUCAGGCGGCGGGCGGGGGACGGCGGCGGGGCGGAGCCGGGUGGGUGGCGGGCCCGGCUGGCGAGCGGGUCAUGGCGGCCGGGGCCGGGGAGGCGGCGCGGAGCCAGGUCUCCUUGCAGCGCUGGCUGCAGAGCUCGCAGGAGGCGCAGCAGCGCCAAGCGGUGCUGGUGCGGAAGCUGCAGGCGAAGGUACUGCAGUACCGGACUCGGUGUCGAGAGUUGGAGCAGCAAGUGCAAGCAGGAGGGGGAUCCCUUCCAGGCAGGUGGGAAGCCACAGAAGACCACAGCCUGGAGAAAGCACUGCUUCAGUUGGAAGAGGAGCAGCAGAGGUGUGAGAAUCUGGCAGAAGUGAACACUCUCCUGCGGGAGCACCUCGAUAAAGCGAAUGAGGUUAAUUCAGCCCUCAAGGAAGAUGUUGGGAAACUGACGGCAGAUUGGAUGAGGGCCCGGGAGGAGCUGGAAUUGAAGGAGAGCGAAUGGCGCAAUGAAUGUGAGCUUUAUGACAGCUACUUAAGGGGUGAACGUAACCGCCUACUCAGCCUGUGGCGUCAGGUGGUGACCUUCCGCCGUCACUUCCUGGAGAUGAAGACUGCCACUGACCGAGAUUUGUCAGAGCUGAAGGCUGAGCAAAUGAGGCUUUCUGGAUCUAUACUUGUAAACUGCUCCCGCCUAAAGUCUGGCAUGCAGCUCCGGGAGUCUGUCACUCUGGGUAGACCUGUCCUAAAGGAUCAGGCGCAGCAGCAAGCGGACCAGGAAAGAAGCCAGAAGACUUGGGAAGUCAAAGAGGACCAGGAGAAGAAGGAGCUUCAAGACAGGGUGAUGGAGCUCUCAGCCUUGCUUGUACAGUCUCAGAAGCAGAAUGAGGAGAAGGAGAAGACCAUGAAAACACUUAACGACACUGUGGAGAUUCUAGAAGCAAGUCGGUUAGAGAAAGAAUAUGAAGCUUCAUUGACUAAAAGUGCCAAAGAAGAGAAUCUUUCCCUCCAAAAGCUGAUAAAAGAUAUAACUGAGGUGGUGUUAGAUGACAGUGACAGCAUGGUCAGUAUUACCCGCACUGACAGCUCCCAGCACACAGAGUCUAGCAACAUCCUCUCCUGUCUGAGCUCCGUUGAUGCAGAGCAUACCUUUGUAUUGAUCCAGGAAGCACUGGCAAGGAGGCGAGGAGCAACACAGGCCCUAAAAGAAGAGCUUUCUGCCAGGCAGGACUCUAUCGAUUUCCUGCAGCAGCAGCACAGACAGCAGGAACAGAAGUGCAGGAAGCUGCAGCAAAGGCUCGAGCAACUGGAGGAGGAAUGCAAGAUGUCCAGCAGCCACCGGCAGCACCUCCAGUCUCUGGUAGAAGCACUCAGCAGUGACUGUGCAAACCUUGAGAAAACCAGGGAAGACCUACAGCAACAGCUUGAAGUAAUGGAGCAAGAAGCCUCAUGUCUGCGUCAAAGUAACACUGAACUGCAGCUGAAGGAAGAUACAGCCCAGGGGGAAAAGUUGGAGCAGCAAGAGAUGAUGGAGAGAGCGCGUCGUGACCAGGAGCUCCUACUGAAGGACUUAGCUGCACUUGAAGGAAAACAUUCAUUGUUACAGAGUGAGUUGGUAGUCGCAAGAGAAACACUAGAAGAAUCACGUCUUCAGACAGAUCUGCUGAAGCAAGAGAAACAGGAGCUUGCAAUGGCACUGGAAAAGGCAGAGCAGUCAGUAGCAGAGCUGACAGGGGCUCAGAAUAAGUUGAGCGCUGAAGUAGCCGAUCUACGUGUUGCAACAGCGAACAUGAGCGGUAUCAAUGAAGCUCUUGCAUUGGAUAAAGUGCAGUUGAACAAACUUGUGCUGCAGCUGGAGCAAGAGAGUGAAGUUCUGUCAGGUAAAGUGGCCGAGAUGGAGAGAGCAAGGAUCUCUGACCAGGAGGGGCUGAACUUGUGUGAAAGAACAAACAAAGAGCUCUGCGCAGAGAAAGCCCACCUGGAGCAGCUGCUGAAGAAAGCAGAGGAGCACCAGGAGGGGCUGCGUGUAGAACUGACGAUACUGGCAGAGGAGAAGGAAGAAACCCAAGAGAAGCUCAGUCAGGUUUACCGCCAGCAAGAGUCAUCUAGCAGUGGUCUGGAGCAGUUGCGCCAGGAGUCCUCUCGCCAAGGGCAUGCACUGGCCAGGGUGUCCAAAGAGAAGGAGUUGCUGGUGCGUGAGAAGGCUGCCCUAGAGGUGCGACUGGCAGCCGUGGAGCGGGACAGACAAGGCCUUUCAGAGCAGCUGGCAGAGACCAGGUCAGCGAAGGAGACCCUGGAAUCCAGCCUGUUUGAGGCUCAGCAGCACUCAUCUCAGCUGGAGAUCUCCCGGCAUCAGCUUGAAAUCCAACUUCACACAGUCGCGCAGGCCAAGGAGGUGAUCCAAGGGGAAGUGAAGUGCCUUCAAUGUGAGCUGGAAGCGGAGAGAUCUCUAAGGAGGCAGGAACGGGAGCACAUGGCACAACGGCUCUUGCAGACAGAACAACAGUAUGAGACUACCCUCAGACUUCGGCAAACUGAUCAUGAAGCGGAAAUGAACAAGCUCCUGCAAGACCUGGCAAGCGAGCGGGAAGGGCACCAUUCAGAGCUAGAGGAGAUGCUGGAGCAAUGGAAAAAAGAGAAGACAGAGACAGAAGGGGAGCACGAGAAGAAGCUGUUUGAUAUGAAGCAGAAAGUUGCUACCAUGCAAGCUCAACAAGAAGAGGAACGAAUCAGAGUUGAAAAUGCCAAGCAAGAGGUCCUGCUAGAAAAGGAGAGUGAGAAGGAUGCUUUGUUAGAGACGCUGCUCCAAACUCGGGGAGAGCUAAGAGAAGCCUGCCAGCAGCUGGAGCAGCUCAGGCAGGAGGUGGAAGAGCAGCGAGAGAAUGGGCAGAACAUCACGGAAAAGCUGCAGGCAGAACUGCAGGAAGGUCAGAGUAAGAUCGAGGCUGUGGAGAAUAGGCACAAGGAAGAAAUUAAAACCAUCAAAGAGGAAAUGAACAGCCUUCUUCAGCAGAGGGAUGCUCUACAAAAACAGGUGGAAGAGCUGACAUCUCAGCUAGCAGCCUCCGAAGAGUCCCAGCAAAUGAUUGGCCACAAAGCUCAGCAAGAUCUGAGUGAGGCACAGGAACUGUCAAGGCAGAAGGUGCUGGAGGUUAUACACCUCCAGAAGAUCCUGGAGGAGAAGAGGAAACAAUGGGAGGAGGUAGAAAAUCAGAACAAGGAGCUGCAAGUGUGUCUGCAGUCCUUGGAGGGGGAAAGGAGUCAUUGGGAAGAAGUGGAGCAUCAUAACACAGAAUUUCAGGCUUCGCUGAAGGUCCUAGAGAGUGAAAAAGCCAGGCUGACUCUGUCUCUGGAAGAGAAGGAACUGAGCCUCAGAACCCUGGAAGAAAACAACCUUGCCCAGCACAACGAGGUGUCUCAGCUUCUUUCUGCUCUUCACCAGGCCCAGCAGCUCCAUUCAGACCACAGAAGAGAAAUACAAGAGCUCAACAACCAGAUACAGUCGCUGCAGGACGUAGUGCUGGAGAAGGAGGCUGGCCUGGCAGCUCGAGAGAAGCAGCUGCUACAGGAGCUGGAGGAGUCCCGCACAGACGAACGCUGCUUGAGGGACUCUCUGUGCGCGCUGGAGGCUGAGAUGUCUGAACUGCGUUUGAGGCUUUGUAGCGCAGAGAACAGAGCAAAGGCGUUGGCCAUCGAGUGUCAGCAGGCUAACAGUGCCCACGGUGAAGCCCAAUCCCAGCUGGACAAACUGCACUUGGUUCUCCACCGCAUGAUCUGUGACAGCAGAGACUCUGUCACUUUGAGUUCAGAACAGGGUCAUGUCUGGGGCCUGACUGUUUCUCAGGCCAGGGACCUCCCUGCAGAGCUCACAGUGGACAGAGUGGCAGCAGCCCUACAAGACCUGCAUCAGCACUUGAAGCAGACUCAGCAAGAUCUGAAUGAUGCAAGGAAGAAGAUACAGGGCUUGGAGCUGGAGUUGAGCAAGAGGCAAGAUGAGAGGGACCAUUUCAGUGCCCACAAUCACGAGCUGCAGAAACAGUUGGCUCAAAGCCAGGAAGAGAGACAGAUGGCAGAGCACAAGAACAGCUCUCUACAGGCUGCCUUCCAGGAAGAGGCCGCUGCUCUAAAGGAGGAGGCUAUGACUCUGCAUCAAGAGGUGGCGUCUUUGGAAAGGAAACUCGAGACCACUGAGAAACAAAGACAGGAUGUCCUGCAUGAACGGGACAGGCUGCAAGCACUUAAAGAAAAACUGGUAUGGGAGAUAAAACUUCUUCAGGAAUCAGUCACAGCCUCUGAAACCCGAGCAAAUACAGCGACAGAUAUGAAUCACUCCCUUGAACAAGAACUCCAAACUACAUUGUCUAUCUUAAAAAUGAAAAAUGAGGAAGUGGAAACGCAGUGGGAGAAAAUCCAGACACUAAAGAAAGAGGCAGCAGAGGUAAAAGCUUUGCAGGAGAAUCUCACUCGUAUGACUGCCAUCCUGUCAGAGAGGGAGGAAGAGACGAAGUUAUACCAGGAACAGAUGGGAAUGCUGGAAAAGCAGAAAGAAAUGCAUAAAACUACUCUUGAUCGGGUUAUUAAGGACAUAACAGAGAAAAAACAGAAGACAGAAUCCCAGCAAGAACACAUACAGGAGCUGGAGAAGCAGCAAGAAAAACAAAGAAUUGCGGUAAACAAAAUGAGCAAAGAGCUGGAAGAGAGAGACCAGGAGAUCAGAGCCCAGCAAGAAGAGAUACAGGAGCUGGAGAAGCAGCGAGAAAUACAGAGGACUGCUGUGAGCAAGAUGAGCAAAGAGCUGGAAGAGAGAGACCAGGAGAUCAGAGCCCAGCAAGAAGAGAUACAGGAGCUGGAGAAGCAGCGAGAAAUACAGAGGACUGCUGUGAGCAAGAUGAGCAAAGAGCUGGAGGAGAGGGACCAGGAGAUCAGAGCCCAGCAAGAAGAGAUACAGGAGCUGGAGAAGCAGCGACAAAUACAGAGGACUGCUGUGAGCAAGAUGAGCAAAGAGCUGGAGGAGAGGGACCAGGAGAUCAGAGCCCAGCAAGAAGAGAUACAGGAGCUAGAGAAGCAGCAAGAAAUACAGAGGACUGCUGUGAGCAAGAUGAGCAAAGAGCUGGAAGAGAGGGACCAGGAGAUCAGAGCCCAGCAAGAAGAGAUACAGGAGCUGGAGAAGCAGCGACAAAUACAGAGGACUGCUGUGAGCAAGAUGAGCAAAGAGCUGGAGGAGAGGGACCAGGAGAUCAGAGCCCAGCAAGAAGAGAUACAGGAGCUGGAGAAGCAGCGACAAAUACAGAGGACUGCUGUGAGCAAGAUGAGCAAAGAGCUGGAGGAGAGGGACCAGGAGAUCAGAGCCCAGCAAGAAGAGAUACAGGAGCUGGAGAAGCAGCGAGAAAUACAGAGGACUGCUAUCAGCAAGAUGAGCAAAGAGCUGGAGGAGAGGGACCAGGAGAUCAGAGCCCAGCAAGAAGAGAUACAGGAGCUGGAGAAACAGCGACAAAUGCAGAGGACUGCUAUCAGCAAGAUGAGCAAAGAGCUGGAGGAGAGGGACCAGGAGAUCAGAGCCCAGCAUGAACAGAUACAGGAGCUGGAGAAGCAGCGAGAAAUACAGAGGACUGCUGUGAGCAAGAUGAGCAAAGAGCUGGAGGAGAGGGACCAGGAGAUCAGAGCCCAGCAAGAACAGAUACAGGAGCUGGAGAAGCAGCAAGAAUUGCAAAGGACUGCUGUGAGCAAGAUGAGCAAAGAGCUGGAGGAGAGGGACCAGGAGAUUGGAUCCCAGCAUGAACAGAUACAGGAGCUGGAGAAGCAGCGACAAAUGCAGAGGACUGCUGUGAGCAAGAUGAGCAAAGAGCUGGAGGAGAGGGACCAGGAGAUCAAAUUCCAGAAGGGGAAGAUAAUGAUUCUAGAACAACAUGGUACAUCACAAGUGAGAAAUCUGGUCGUGGAUCUUGAUUGUCUGAGAGGAAACUUGGAGGAGAGAAACUUGGAGCUUAUGUCUCUGACUCAGCAGAUCCAAGAACUGGAAAGGGAGAGAGAACAGGUGAAAUCUCUGCACGCAAGCCUCGAACACCUGAGGGCAGCUCUUAAGGACAGAGAGAGCGAGUGUGAUUCUCAAAGGCAUCAGUUAAGACUCUUGCAGCAGUACAAGGAACAGCAAGAGGGGUACCUGCAAGAGCUUCACGGUAAAGUAGAAAAGAUGACACUUGCUUUGUCUCAAAAAGAUCAAGAGCUUGAGUCACAAGAAAAGCAAAUCCAGGAAGCUGAAGAAGUCAUGGAAAUGCAGUUAAGGACUGUCCGUGACCAACUGGAGCAGGCCUUAGAAGCCUUAAAAGAAAAGGACAGACUCAUAGACACCCAAAAGCAACAAACAAGGAGCUACGAGGAAAAAACAGAAGAACAGCUGAAGGUCUUACGCAGAGACUUAGAAUACACUAUGGCAAUACUGAAAGAAAAGGAUUUCAUGAUUGAAUCUCAGAAGGAACUGAUUGCGACCUUCCAAAAAGCAGAACAAGACUCUGGAGAGCAGAAGGAAAUUCUGCAGCAUCUGGAAGAGGCCCUAAAGGAGAAAGAACAAGAAAUUGUAUCCCUUAGAAAGCCAUGUGAGGCAUGCAAGGAACAGGAGGAAAAGCAUGAAGCUGAGCAAACAAAUCUGCAAGCAAUAAAACUGACUCUGAAAGAAAGAGAAAAAAAGAUAGGGGUUCUGGAGGAGGCUAUUUCUCAGCUUCAACAGCAAAAGGAGGAGGCAGUGAUGCAGACUAAAGCUGUGCUGCAAAAACUGGAAUAUGCUGAAUCUUCUCUAGAAGCUAGAGAUCAACAGAUAGUGUCUUUGCAAGAGCAUGUCCAGCACCUUCGAGAGCAGAAGGAGUUAGAAGGCAAGCGGGCCAAGAGUCUAGAGCAGGAUCUAGACAAAAUGAGCCAAAUACUGAAGGAGAACCAUUUGGAGUUCCUCAGGCAGACAGAGCAAAUGAACAUGUCCCAGCUUUGUGACAAAAGCAUGGAAGCAGCACUAACAUCGUGCCAGAAGCAAGUGAAUCUGCUUGAGGAAGUGGUGAGGAAGAGAGAUGAAGACAAUAAAACUCUUAUGCAAAAACUCCAGCACCAAGAAGAACUGAAGACCUUGCAAAAUCUCCAGCUUAGGCUAACUGAGAAGGAUGAAGAGGUCAGACAUCACAGAGAGCAAGAGAAGCUCCUGGAAGAAGCCUUGCCUGAGAGGGAACGAGAGACCAAGGCUCAAGGUGAGCAAAAAGAAGAGGAAAUAAGAGGUCUUCGUGAAGAUCUCCAGCAUGUUCAGCAGACUCUGACAAAGAAGGAUGAAGAGAUCAAGUACCAGAGAGACAGAGUCAGGUAUUUAGAGAAGACUCUGACAGGGAGAGAACAAGAGCUUAGGAAGCAGAGUGAACUCCUGAAACAAUUAACGUCAGCUUUGAGAUGGAAAGAUGAAGGGGAGACCCUAAAGAAACAAAUUCAGAAACUCCAGAAAUGGGAGGAAGAGGAAGCCGAGAAGAGGAGGGUUCUCCAGGAGAGAGACCGUUCCUUGCAAAGGCAGAAGGAGCUAACCCAACAACUGGAAGAUGAGCGGAAAGCAAAGGGGGAAGAAUUGGAGCGUGUGAUUGCUAUUUUGAAGCAGACUGAAAGCAGAGAAAUUGAAUGGAAAGAGAAGGCACAAGCACUGACUCUUGCCCUGACCAAGAGUGAAAUGGCCAAUGGGACUCUGAGGGGAGAAAUAGCCGUCCUGCAGAGUAUGGUUUCAGAGAGGGACACGGACCGGUUUCAUCAUGAGCAGGCUACUGCAGAAGGGGAGCAGCUCCCCUGGCUCUCGGAGAAGAGACUCCUGUCACAGCGGCUGGAACGUCUGCAGCGAGCAGUUGCAAAGCUGGAACUUGAGAAGACAGAGCUGAAGCAACUCAAUGCUGAGCUCAGGAGGACUCUUGAGCAGGUGGAACGUGAACGGAGGAGACUGAAGAGAGAUUAUGGUAGUCGGUCGCUGCCAGAUGCGUGCGGCUUUUCUCUCUCUGACCAGCACAAGGUGCCUGCUUCUCGACAGGAGGAGCCUCACACUUGCUGCAGUCGAUUAGCUGAGUUGCAGAAGCAGGUGUCCCUUCUGCAGACGCAGCUGGCACAGGAACGAAAAUACAAGCAGGACUAUAUCGAGUGCUGUGCAAAGACCAGCCAGGAGCUGUCAGACCUUCACCAAGAGCUGUCCUACUCCUUAGCAGCUGUGGUCAGGGAGCCCAAAGCUGCUGUUCUGGAGGCAGAGACCCGGAAGCUGGAUCGGUCUCUGAACCUCAACUUGGCACUAAUAUCUCUGGACCAUCGAUCUCCUGAGAGACAGCCAUUGCAUUCAACAGCCAGAUCCGCCAGAAGUGAUGACCUGAGGUAGCAGGACCGGUGUACAGCAAACGGCCUCAGGAGGAACCAAGUUGGGGACCUGCUGUAGCAGGUGAACUGUGGCAGGGGGCUUGGUUCAAGGCAGGAGUCCCAACAUAAGAUAAAAGUUCAGAGCACAGUGGUCACUGCAGGUUCUCCAGCAGAAGCAGUGGUGGGACAAAACUGGUGCUUGCUUUGUGUGGAUGGGGUCAGUCAUAGGCCUGGAAAAGCAGGAUGAACCUGAUGAGCAGGUAAAAUUUCUUCCUUUUCCACAGCACUCCGUCACAGCAUGCCUUGUCAGUCUCCACACAGCCCUCCACGUUAGGUUGUUCCUCUCGGUCUCUGUACUGUAUACAGAGACCUUUUCUCUGGUUUUAUUUUUUCAGUACACUUAUUUCUCCAAAACACUACACAGUCCCUGAGCAGAAGUCUUGCAAUGAUGUUCUGUUGCUCCUCUGCUUUCUUCAGCAGCUGCUCCAGGUGGGCUUUCUCUGCGCAGAGCUCUUUGUUUGUUCUUUCACACAAGUUCAGCCCCUCCUGGUCAGAGAUCCUUGCUCUCUCCAUCUCGGCCACUUUACCUGACAGAACUUCACUCUCUUGCUCCAGCUACAAUCACAGAAGGACAGAGGAAAUAAAAUACAGUAAGAUUUACUACGAAGAAGGUUUGGCUUGGGCAGAAAAAGGAACACCAUUUCCAUAGUCAGUCAGUCAUGCUGUCGGAAGGCAAGAAGUCUGAGAAGAAGCCCCAGCUGGAGAUGAAUGCCUGGCAAGAUCUUUGGCAACUCUGCUCACCUGCAGCACAAGUUUGUUCAACUGCACUUUAUCCAAUGCAAGAGCUUCAUUGAUACCGCUCAUGUUCGCUGUUGCAACAUGUAGAUCGGCUACUUCAGCGCUCAAUUUAUUCUGAGCCCCUGUCAGCUCUGCUACUGACUGCUCUGCCUGAAGAGACAGAAGAGAACAUUCCUCAACUCAGGUCACAGAAACUGAAUAGCAACAUAUGCUAAAACAUCUGAUAAUGAUGAAAACUAAGGUAAAAUAUGAACAAAGUCUAUGCUGCAGCAGUACCUCUAGUAAUAAAGUGCUCAGCUUCCGGUGGUCAGCUGAGAAGAGCAUAGCAUCUCCUUACUCAGGAACCAGCCAGGAGGGAAAGCACAGUAGAAGUGUUAUCUUUUCUAGAUACAAUGGGGGUUAAACUUUAUCAGCUCUUGGGGGCGAAACUUUAUCAACUCUUGAGUCUUCCAGUUAGGUAUACUGGAAAUGGGAAUAUGGAUGGAUGGACAGAUAAGAAUUGAAUUAACCCAGCAGAGCCAGACAUUUUGCUUCAGUUCUCUAAAGACAGAAAAACACCCUCCCUCAAUUUCCAAAUUACAUUUCUUUCCGGGCCUGGGGAUUAUGAGAAACCAGAAGGAAUGCAAAGCUGUCUUUAAUGACCGUGCAGAACAACUUUCACCUGGGUUGGGUACAUGUGUAUAAACACGGAACCAGCGUCAACAGAACAUGAGAACAAAGGUGUUACAUACAAGCAGAUUAAAACAGCCACACAAACAGCAUCUAAACAGGAACUCUGAUCUUCUGUGGCUUAAGGGAAGGAUUUCUGCCAAGCCAAAGACAGAAUCAAAGCUCGUGGAUAUGAGAAAUGGGAUGAACUCCUCUGGGCAAGGCUGCUCCCUGUCUUCUACCUGUAUUCCUCUCACAUUCAGCUGGUGCUGUCAGAGCUCGCCUGAUGAUGAGUACUAGCAUCUAUAAAGCAUUAUUUCAGGCAAAUUAUUUCUGGGGACAAAACACAGGCCAGGAGAGAGAACUGUGUAUGGAAAAGGAAGACCAAACAGGAAAUGAAUAAUCCCUGAAAAAUAAGACUUCUUCUGGGACACAUCUAUCCUAGAGCAGCUACUUAAAUACAAUAAAAGGACAUAAAGGUUGAGCUGCACACAACUAAAGUAGCAUAACUAAACCAAAAUAAAAUUGCACCUUAUUCAGUGCUGGUUCUGGUUUGCAUGUCUGUUAGCCCCAUGUCUUUUUUGGCUUCUUACUCUGUUUUCUGAAAAAAGCAAUUUCAACUUGCUUCUACCCAGGAGAGGAGUCACAGUUUUGAAGAUGCGAACACCAAGCACAUGACAACAGUUCAGCAGCUCGGGUCAGAAUUACAUUUAUGGUCAGAUUUACAAAGCGCUUCUGAUUAGGACCCUUCGCACUGCCACGAAGAUGCCUGUGCAGAUUCCCUAGCUGGAGAUCUCUUAAACAACAGCAACAGAAGUGGAGAGUAAUAGCAUAAGAAACUGAAAAGCUGGUGUGCUAGCUUCAGUAUUUGAAUAGCAGCACAAAAUAAAAGUAUGGACGCAGGUCUAACCAUCAGUUUACAAACGUGGUGUAUCUACUCUGACAUGAGGCAAGGAGAGUGGUGGAAUGGAACGAGCUUUCCAUAGUACUGACGUUCUCGUUCACCCCUCCUGUUCUCUACUGAUUGAAAUCAGUAGGGAACAAAAGGCAGGAGCAAAAAUACUGUCAGUCAUCACAGUUUUGUGCCAAAUAGGUCUAGUAAAAUUAUUAUUUUUUAUAGGAUUGUUAAUGUGGUUUGUGAUGAUAACAGUUUGAAAUAUUCAGACUUCUCUUAGAUGUUCAGCUUCAUCCUGCACGACAUUCUGUUAAGUGUAUUAAUGGGAUGGAGCAUUAAUGUAGACCUUAUUAAAGGGAUCAAAAAAUCA
Messenger RNA from Grus americana (Whooping crane), 11121 nucleotides. RefSeq names its product centrosome-associated protein CEP250-like. The record is from RefSeq and is a predicted model, not a curated record. NCBI's taxonomy places the organism in Eukaryota, Metazoa, Chordata, Aves, Gruiformes, Gruidae. Bases 156 to 8432 code for a protein of 2758 amino acids. Gene Ontology annotation, biological process: cilium assembly. The transcript is spliced from 32 exons.